AGCCGCGUCCUCGUGCAGCUCACGUUCUUCAUUCUCGUGACGCUGCUCCUCAUCAACGUCUUCACGGGCAUCAUCCUGGACACGUUCUCGAGCCUGCGGGAGGAGCUCAGCGGGCGCAAGGAGAAGGAGAAGUACGAGUGCUUCGUCUGCGGCGUCGACCGGACGACGCUCGACGACUUCGGCAUCGACAAGGAGGACCACGAGACGCACGAGCACAACAAGUGGGACUACCUCCUCUACCUCGACCACGUGCGG
Molecule: messenger RNA, 255 nt
Organism: Aureococcus anophagefferens
Lineage: Eukaryota; Pelagophyceae; Pelagomonadales; Pelagomonadaceae
Exons: 1
Biological process (GO): calcium ion transport
Source: RefSeq, a predicted model, not a curated record